Messenger RNA from Dujonia railenensis, 600 nucleotides. The record is from the annotation of a GenBank genome assembly. NCBI's taxonomy places the organism in Eukaryota, Fungi, Ascomycota, Pichiomycetes, Serinales, Debaryomycetaceae.
AUGGCUCCAAAAGUUGCAAUUAUCAUCUACUCCAUGUACGGACACAUCGCUACCUUAGCUGAAGCUGAAAAGAAGGGUAUUGAAUCAGCUGGUGGUGAAGCUACUAUUUUCCAAGUUCCAGAAACUUUGCCAGAAGGUGUUUUGCAAGCUAUGCAUGCCGCACCAAAGCCAGACUAUGCAGUUGCCACUAAUGCCACAUUAGAAGAAUACGACGCAUUCCUCUUCGGUAUUCCUACCAGAUUCGGUAACAUGCCUGCUCAAUUCAAGGCUUUCUGGGAUGCCACUGGUGGUCUUUGGGCCAAGGGUGCUUUACACGGUAAGAUUGCUGGUAUUUUCGUUUCUACUGGUACCCCAGGUGGUGGUCAAGAAACUACCGUCGUUAACUCAUUAUCCGUAUUAAUCCACCACGGUAUCAUUUUCGUUCCAUUGGGUUACGGUACUGCUUUCCCAUUGUUAACCACCUUUGACGAAGUUCACGGUGGCUCUCCAUAUGGUGCUGGUACCUUCGCAGGUCCAGAUGGUUCAAGACAACCAAACAAGACUGAAUUGGCCAUUGCUGAAACUCAGGGUAAGGUCUUUUGGGAAACCGUUUCAAAAUAA